AUGGAAGCCCUCCGGGAUACUAUUUCCGCGCCGGCACUGGCUCGGGGCGCCAGAACUGGCACAUAUACCUGCCUGCAGGCGGCUGGUGCGUCACUGUCACUGCAUGCGCGCAGCGUGCGCGCACACUGCUUGGGACGACAAGAGGGUACCCGAAGCAACUCAAUGACUCUACUCCGUAUCACCACUCACCCCUCUUCCCUUUUCUUGUUCACCCCUCAACCAACCCAAUCCCCACCACACCCUUUGCUUGCACCAUGUCAACGCCUUGCACAGGAAACGUUUGCCGGUGUGCUGAGCUCCAACGAGCGAAUCAACCCCCUCUUCCACAACUGGAACCUCGUGAGGCUCCUCUACUGCGAUGGGGGCGGCUACGCCGGCACGAGAGGGCGGAUCAACCGCACAGACAGCUACUCUCAUCCGAGCACCGCUGGCACUUCGCCAAAAUCAGUGAGGAUCGCCCCGGGAACGAAUGUGGUCCUACACAAGGGAUCGCUUUUCAAGGCGCACCUUUCAAGCGCUGGCGCAGAAAUUGACAUUGCUGCAUCGUCCGGUCAACCCUACCUGCUCCUAUGGUACCCCCACCCACCACCCUAA
Closterium sp. NIES-65 is the source of this 594-nucleotide messenger RNA. NCBI's taxonomy places the organism in Eukaryota, Viridiplantae, Streptophyta, Zygnematophyceae, Desmidiales, Closteriaceae. The record is from the annotation of a GenBank genome assembly.